AACGAAGUGCAACGGAUGUUCAUGAGAGAGCAUGCUAUGAGAGAAGAUGUGAAAGGCAAUCCGUUACCUCCUCAAUUUUUCUAUAACGAAGAAUAUCUAGGAGUAAGUGACUUCGAUCUUACGAAUUUUGUCGAUUUCGAAGAGGCCGUUGAAGAUGAUCGUAUUCACGAAUUCCUCCGGUUGGCACCACCAAAGUGCAAAGAAAACGUCGAAAACAAGGAGAACCACGUCGACAAAGUUCCCAAGCAUUUAGUCAGUAACUAUGUGGUAAUCAGCUCUUUACCCGGUAACUGCGUGGCAUCAGAGCCGGAGGAGAGCAAUGAAACUGAAAAGGAGGUGGGUUAUUUACUUUACGAGGGCAAAUCGGACAAGAAAAAAGUAAACGGGGUAGCGGGUACACACGACGAAGGCGAAGGCGAAGAUGAAGGGGAAGCUGAGGAUGAAGGUGAAGAAGAAGAAGGUGAAGACGAAGAGGAAGGAGAAGGAGAAGAUGAGGAAGAAGGCGAAGAUGAAGAAGAGGGAGAAGACGGGAAAGAAAAGACUAUCGAUCACGUAUUCACAUUGCCAACAUCAGCCAAAGGGAACGACGUCAAAAAGGAUGAGGAGAAAAAGGAUGAAAAGAAGAAGAUUAAUGAGAAGGAGAAGAAAGAAGAGCCCGAAGCUGAGGUAGAAGAAACGGCUGUUAUACGACUAGGUGGUACAGCUGCAAAAACUGAUGCCGAAGAUGAAGGGCUAGAUGAAGAAGAGGAAGAGGAUGAAGACGAGGGUGAAGAAGAAGAAGAAGACGAAGGAGAAGAGGAGGAUGAAGAGGAAUACGAGGAAGAAGAAGAGGCUGAAUGA
Molecule: messenger RNA, 840 nt
Organism: Haemonchus placei
Lineage: Eukaryota; Metazoa; Nematoda; Chromadorea; Rhabditida; Trichostrongylidae
Source: the annotation of a GenBank genome assembly